Molecule: messenger RNA, 531 nt
Organism: Scutellospora calospora
Lineage: Eukaryota; Fungi; Glomeromycota; Glomeromycetes; Diversisporales; Gigasporaceae
Source: the annotation of a GenBank genome assembly
AUGGCUUAUACGAGAAGGGGUAAUUUUUGUACGUCUUUAUUAUUAUAUUUUGGUGUUAGUUCUAUCUUUCCCUCUCCUCGUGGAUAUAUUAGUAGACUGUUAGGACGGUUGUGGGGUGAAAAAGAAGUACGAAUACUCAUUUUAGGCUUGGACGGAGCCGGUAAAACAACAAUAUUGUAUCAAUUACAGAUCGGUGAGGUGGUAACAACUAUUCCAACUAUUGGUUUUAAUGUUGAAACUGUAACAUAUAAAAAUAUUAAAUUUCAAGAUGCAGUUAUAUACGUAGUAGAUUCUAUAGACCGUGACCGUAUGAGUACCUCAAAAGAGGAACUUCAUGCAAUGCUUGAUGAAGAAGAAUUACGGGAUGCUGCAUUAUUAGUCUUUGCUAAUAAGCAAGAUAUGGUUGGUGCAAUGACUUCAGCUGAAGUAUCCGACGCUUUAGGGUUGAGUACGUUGAAAAAUCGGCAAUGGAGUAUCUAUAAAACAAGUGCUGUAAAAGGUGAUGGACUAACGGAGGGUCUAGAUUGGUAA